This is a messenger RNA of Quercus robur (English oak), 1874 nucleotides long. RefSeq names its product polypyrimidine tract-binding protein homolog 3-like. NCBI's taxonomy places the organism in Eukaryota, Viridiplantae, Streptophyta, Magnoliopsida, Fagales, Fagaceae. The transcript is spliced from 15 exons. Gene Ontology annotation, molecular function: mRNA binding. The record is from RefSeq and is a predicted model, not a curated record. Gene Ontology annotation, cellular component: nucleus. The coding region runs from base 186 to 1532 and encodes 448 amino acids. Gene Ontology annotation, biological process: regulation of RNA splicing; mRNA processing.
AAGCUCCAAAGUACUAAUCUUUACCUUACCAAGGCUAGGGCUCCAAAUCUCUCUCUCUCUCUCUCUCUCUCUCUCUCUCUCAGCACCAACUGAGAGACACAUACACACACUCACAAACACACUAUAAAUUCAUAGAGAUCAGACUAAAAGCUCUCAAAUCGGUCAAUUUCACUUAAUUGUCUAAGAUGACUGACCCUUCAAAAGUUCUUCAUAUACGAAAUGUGGGUUAUGAAAUAACCGAGAAUGAUUUGCUCCAGCUGGUUCAGCCAUUUGGGGUCGUCACUAAAUCAGUGAUGCUACGUGCUAAGAACCAGGCUCUUAUCCAGAUGCAGGAUGUAGCAUCUGCUGUCAAUGUAGUGCAAUACUACACGAAUCUUCAGCCUAGUGUUCGGGAGAGAAAUGUUUACAUUCAGUUCUCUUCGCAUCAAGAACUGACUACAGUGGAUCAGAACACUCAAGGACGCAGCCAGGAUGCGCAGCCUAAUCGAAUUCUCUUAGUUACAAUUCAUCAAAUGCAAUAUCCAAUAACAGUGGAAGUGCUUCACCAAGUGUUUUCUCCUUAUGGUUUUGUGGAGAAGAUUGUCACAUUUCAGAAGUCAGCUGGUUUUCAAGCCCUUAUCCAGUAUCAGUCACGCCAGAGUGCUCUUUCUGCAAUAGAUGCACUUCAGGGACGAAAUAUAUAUGAUGGCUGUUGUCAGCUAGAUAUUCAGUUUUCAAACCUUUCUGAGCUACAAGUGAACUACAAUAAUGAGCGCUCCAGGGAUUUCACAAACCCAGCUCUACCUUCAGAACAGAAAGGCAGACCCUCACAAUCUGGAUAUGGUGAUAUGGGGGGCAUGUAUGGUCUUCAACCUCCUGGAGCUAGGGCAGUAACAUAUCCACAGAUGGGAGAUGCUGCAACCAUCGCAGCUGCCUUUGGUGGGCGCCUGCCUCCUGGUAUAAGUGGCACAAAUGAUAGGUGCACUGUCUUGGUGUCUAAUCUAAAUCCUGAUAAAAUUGAUGAGGACAAGUUAUUCAAUCUAUUUUCCCUCUAUGGAAACAUUGUGAGGAUCAAGCUUCUCCGUAGUAAACCGGACCAUGCCCUCAUUCAAAUGGGAGAUGGAUUCCAGGCUGAGUUUGCUGUAAACUUCUUGAAGGGAGCACUGCUAUUUGGGAAACGUUUGGAAGUAAACUACUCCAAGUAUCCGAACAUAACGCCAGGCCAGGACACACAUGAUUACUCAAAUUCAAACCUUAACCGCUUUAACCGUAAUGCUCAGAAAAACUACCGUUAUUGCUGUUCACCAACGAAGAUGAUCCACUUGUCCACCCUCCCUCAGGAAAUUACAGAGGAAGAAAUAGUGGCCCAUCUGGAGCUGGAGGAGCAUGGGACUGUUGUAGGCACCAAACUCUUCGAGGCAAAUGGGAAGAAGCAAGCCUUAGUCCUGUUUGAGACUGAAGAGCAAGCUACUGAGGCACUUGUCUGCAAGCAUGCAACUUCCAUUGAUGGAUCAAUUGUCCGAAUCUCCUUCUCCCAAUUGCAGUCCCUUUAGAUAUACUGCAUGAAGCAGUGGAGCUUCAUUUAAGGACAGAUGUGUACAAUAGCAGGUUUUAUUGUUCUCUUUUCUUUUAAUUUGCAUCUGCUAUUCAACCUCUGACAAAUGUUGGGAUGAUGUUUGUCCUCUCUAAAUUUAUCUAGCUUUAAUCGUUUUCUGUUCUUCAUUUGUGUAUUCAUUUCUGGGUCUGUUGUUGGGGUUGGGGAGAAUUUUUUUUACACUUUGGCCGGCUUAGUUGGGGAGAGAUUAUUUCCUCUGCAUUUGUGGGGAACUCAAAGAUAAUUGCAGCUUUGGUUUGGAACAAUAUUUCAUUAUAUUGGGUGCCAAACCUUUUUCCAA